GGCGUCACAACUCGCAGUGCAAGUGGCGACGAUUAAUAUGUUUGUCUGAUUUUGAUGUUUGAUAUUAGAAAAAAAUGGCAGUUAUAUUUUUUUCUAUUCAGUAACGAUUCAAGUUUUCUGAGAUAGAAAAUAAAAUCAUGGAGGACUAACUCAAACGUUUUUCGGUUUCGAAAAGUUUACAUCAUGGCACCUCUUCGUGGAGGGAAUUCUAGAAACAAAGCCAGCAGCAAGCAGGCUAUGACGGUUUCUGAAAAUCAAACAACUCAGGGACCCUCUACUCCAAGAGUCACCAUGAAAGAAGAUAUUAAGGAGCCAGAACAAAGUGUAACUUAUUUUGUGGAUGAAGAAGGUAGAUACUAUUACCAGCCUGCUGUGGAUAAUGAAAAUCUUACCAUGACUAUUGAUAAUACAAAUGAUUCUGAUCAAAAACAUAUUAUAGUCAACGAAGAUUACCAAACAGUCACAUUAGUGCCAUCGGAGUCUGAUAUGGGUGAAGUCAGCUAUGUGCUGGUGGUUCAGGAUGACAAGCAAGUUAUGAAUAUUAAUAUAAAGGAGGAGAAUGAUGGUGAUGUUUAUACAUUUGAAGAUGAAGAAGACAUAGCAGAAAAAGCUGAUGAGCCAUCAGAUUCAUUGGCUAAGCCAAAACGCAAGCAAAAGACCUCGCGGCCUAAUUAUAAUUGCACUUACUGUAAUUAUGUGAGUCACAGAAAGUAUUUGCUCUUAAGGCAUAUGAAGUCACACUCAGUUGACCGACCAUUUAAGUGUUCUGUUUGUGACCGGGCCUUUAAGACCCGGGUUUCGCUGAACAAUCACACAAACACUCACAAUGGUAUCAAGCCUCAUAUUUGCAAAUAUUGCAGCACACCAUUUACUACUUCAGGUGAGCUUGUAAGACAUGUUCGCUAUAAGCACACUCAUGAGAAGCCACACCGUUGUACUCAGUGUGACUAUGCCUCUGUGGAACUGUCUAAGCUGAGAAGACAUAUUCGCUGCCACACUGGAGAGAGACCAUAUCAGUGCCCGCAUUGUACAUAUGCAUCGCCGGAUACGUUUAAAUUAAAACGUCACUUGCGCACGCACACCGGCGAGAAGCCAUACAAAUGCGAUUCUUGCAACAUGUCUUUCACCCAAUCCAACUCGCUGAAAGCUCACAAACUUAUCCACAAUGUGUCAGAGAAGCCAGUGUACGCUUGCGAGCUUUGCCCGGCGAAGUGUGGACGGAAAACUGAUUUGCGUAUUCACAUUCAGAAGUUGCAUACAUCGGACAAGCCCCUUAAAUGCAAGCGUUGUGGGAAAACCUUUCCGGACCGAUACUCUUGCAAGGUUCAUAAUAAGACCCAUGAAGGCGAGAAAUGCUACAAAUGUGAGCUUUGUCCCUACGCAUCGACAACGCUUCGACACUUGAAGGCGCACAUGCUAAAACAUACUGACCAAAAACCGUUUGUCUGCGAUCAAUGUAACCAAUGCUUUAGGCAGAAGCAGCUUCUUCGUCGUCACCAAAACUUGUACCACAACCCUGAUUAUUCGCCAAAACCACCCAAAGAGAAAACUCACGUUUGUCACGAGUGUAACCGCAGCUUUGCACACAAGGGAAACCUCAUUCGUCACUUGGCUAUACACGACCCAGAUUCUAAUCACCUUGAGCAGGCGUUAGCUCUAAGGAUUGGCAGACAGAAGAAACUUAGGCCAUUUCCGGAAAAAUCAAUACGGGAAGAGAAUUCCAGUUCGCUUCAAGAAGAAGUUGUUAAAAUAGAAGUGGCCAACAAUGAAAAUAAACAAGAUGAAAAUAUGGAAAUAACUGGUGAAGAAAAUCAAGAGUACGUGGUCUUAGAGGUCAUACAAUUGGAAGAUGGAUCUGAGCAACAAGUGUGCCUAAUCACACCGCAUUACUCUGACAUGGAGAGACGAGAAGAAAGUGAUCCAGCUAAUGCAGAUGAUAAUUCAGAAGGAGCCCAAGAUUUAUUCUACAAAACACAACUAAGAAAGACAAUCGAACAAAAUUUGAAAGCAGAGAAAGACUUAGAUACUUGCUUUGGAUUUGAUGAAGAAGAAGAAGAAGAAGAAGUGGAGACUGUACCUAAAUUUGAGGAACAGCAAAAUGAAGAAGGAUUUAGACUCCAUUAUGAAUUAAGCGAUGAAGAAAAUUUUACACUUCACUAUGAGUCAAGUGAUGCCUCUGAAAAGGAUGGUGAGUAAUGGUAUUAAGGAAAUGUGUCUAAGCGUUUAGUUACACAAGAAAUCAUAAAGUAUAUUUAAGUUAGAGCAAUUGAAUCGGGGACCGAGUAAUGCCUCAAAUAGCUGAAAGAACUUGUGAAGGUGCAUAUCCAUGUAAUAUUUUGUAUGUUUUUCGUUAUUAAUAAAGAAAUAAUCAAAUUUUAGUUUUUAAUAUUUUGUUGUAAGAGACAAACAGAAUGAAGGUGUUUGUCUAGUCUGAUCUUUAAGAUCUCCCAACAAAAACGUUUGGAUAUGCAUCUAAAGUUACAUAUUUGUUUGCCUUGCAAUUGUGUAGAAUAAUUUAUUUCAAUGAUAAUAAUGUCACAUAAAUUGUUUGUGUACAGUCAAUGUGGCCUUUGUCGAACCAAAAAUGUAUUUAUCAAAUCCUGUCUGAAACUCCUGAAUUCUGUUAUGAUUACGAUGAUUAUGAUAAUAUGAUGAUUAUGAUAUGAUGAUUAUGAUAAUAUGAUGAUUAUGAUGCGUAGAAGAAUCAUUGAUAAGAGUUUAAUCAUGUUUGGAGCCGUUCAAAUAUUACGUAAACAGAUUUACUGAAAUGUAUCCCCCCUCCCUCUUGUCAGCAAAAGUAAGAGAAGGUAUCAAAAAAAAAACAUGUGCAAUGGUAGAAGUGAAAUCCUCAAAAACAAAGUUUUUAUAAUUAAUCAUAUAUAUAUAUAUAUGAUUAAUUUUGUUGUGAUUUUAAAAUCGGAUGCAACGAUUUUAAAAACGUUCCUCCAUCUAUCUCAUUUUCUCCCACGUUAAAUCUUAUGAAUUUGUUUCUGUCUCUUUUUACUGUAGCUUUUUCCUUUGCCAUUGCAUCCGGUGCGAAAUGCAUAAUAAAAAAAGUAACUAACUACUGUUGACCAUCACCAAAUAAGAAAAUCAAAUAUCAUAUAAGGGGGGUAGUUUGGGUUUCUAUAGUGCUUAUGUAAUACUUGAAGGGCCACUUCUUGCACAAAAGCUAUUAUAUAUAAUUCAAGACUCGACUUGUUAAAGGGCACAGGUUAUUUCAAGGUUUUUUUUUAUAUUUAUUAUCGGUGGGUUAUUUCUGUGAAACUUGUACUAAUCUGAUUAAAUAUUUGUUCAUUAAGCAAAAGAGAAUUGUUCUUGUUGCAUAUUUGAGUAGCUUUUGUGCCACCUAAUUCAUGAUUGAAUUAUUUACACAAAUCUCACUACAAUGUAAGGAGCUCAAAUGUAACACCAGUUAUCGCCCUUCAUUGUAAAUAAAAGGUAAAUUUAGCCAAUAACUAUAGUAUAUCAAUAAUGUAUGUGGAAAUUGUAAAUACGUAAGUUGUAAUAAUUGUGAAUUUAAUUAAUUAUGUAUUGCUAAUUUAACUUUAGAUACUUUAAAAUCGCCUAUAACCAACUCUAUUCACACUAUUGUUAUUUUCACUUAGCCAUGGGCAUUUUCAAUAAAAAUCACAACCCAAAAAAAGGUUUAGGGUCUGUUUCACAAUGUAUGGAUAAAGUAGCAAAUAGCUUUGCAACACAGAAAAUUAUUCGGAACAUUAAAGUUCCGAAGAAAUUUCGCACUAUCUGACGGUCGUGAAACGCAAAAAUACUGUUUAUCCUACCAAUAAGUAAUAAAUAGCUUAUUUGGAACUUAUCCAGGCAUUGUGAAACAGACCCUUAGUAUUAAUAAGCGUUUACCCGUUGUGUAAUAAUAAGAAAGUUAUUUAAUAAAGAAAUUUAGAGUC
This is a messenger RNA of Pieris rapae (cabbage white), 3908 nucleotides long. Its product is annotated as transcriptional repressor CTCFL. Bases 184 to 2196 code for a protein of 670 amino acids. Gene Ontology annotation, biological process: regulation of transcription by RNA polymerase II. Lineage: Eukaryota; Metazoa; Arthropoda; Insecta; Lepidoptera; Pieridae. The record is from RefSeq and is a predicted model, not a curated record. Gene Ontology annotation, molecular function: RNA polymerase II cis-regulatory region sequence-specific DNA binding; DNA-binding transcription factor activity. The transcript has 16 exons.